GACAUCAUCGCCCUUUUUUCCCCUUCCGCAACGACCUCACAACCAGCCAUGGUAAUUCUCGAAGACAUACCACGGCCCGAGAAUGGGUUCUACGUGCUCAUCACCGGUGCAAACAGUGGCCUAGGCCUUGCAAUCGGCUACCGUCUCAUCGACGAAUUCCUACACACACGCCCUCAAUCGCAAUCGCUCGUGCUGAUAACGACGACGCGCGAUAAGCGCAAGGGCGACGCGACGGUCGAGAAAUUCCAAUCGCACCUUAAGAAGGCAUGUCGCAGGCUCGAGAAAGGCGUGCCGGGCAUCUCGAUGCUGCUCAUGCGACGCGUGCACUUCCGCCCAGAGAUCCUCGACCUCACAAGCCUGAUUUCGGUGCAAAAACUCUCAAAGAGACUCCGCGAUACCACGCCGAAGCUCGAUAGCGUCAUCUUCAAUGCGGGCAUCGGCGGCUGGGAGGACCUGUACUGGGGUACGGCCGUGUGGACGAUCCUCACGGACUGGAAGAACGCAGUUACAUACCCCGUGUUCAAGAAGUCUGGUACGGGAUGGGUCACGAAGCCCCAGAUUCCCGUCACCAAGGACGGAGUCAAGGUGGAGGAGCCGCGGCUCGGAGAGGUAUUCUGCGCCAACUUUUUCGGCCACUACAUGCUGGGACACUACCUCGCGCCGCUACUCGCGAGACACAGCAAGGACGAGCAGACCCGCGGCAGGCUGAUCUGGGUCAGCAGCCUCGAGUCGUACAAGCACACGUUCGACGUCGAGGAAAUGCAAAGCCUAUCUACGACGCACCCGUACGAAUCGACGAAGCGACAGACGGACCUGAUGGCCAUCACGUCGGCGCUGCCCUCGUCGUCCGAUGUCGUCGACGAGUACCUCGGGCACGCGGAGGACACACCACAGACGAGUAAGCCCAGGAUCUACGUGACGCACCCGGGUAUCUGCGGCACCUCCAUCUUCCCUCUCAACUUUCUGCUCGAGUACUGCAUGCUGGCGGUGUUCUACGUCGCGCGGUGGGCGGGCAGCCCGUGGCACAACAUCGACCCGAUCAAGGGCGCCGUGUCGAUGGUGUGGCUGGCGCUUGCGAGCCAGAGUACGCUCGACAACAUGGAGGCCCAGGAAGGCAUUGCGAAAUGGGGCAGCGCGACGGACAUGUGGGGGAGCGAGCGUGUGGAGAGGACGGAGGUAGACGGGUGGGGAUGGGGAGGGACGAUCGACGAGAGGAACAAGAAGAGGAAGGGGAGGAGCCCGUACGCAAAAGACCUGACUGAGGAGGAUAGGAAGGCGUUCGAGGAGGAGGGUAGGGAGGCCUGGGUGCAGACGGAGCGGUUGAGGAGGGAGUGGGAGAAGAGACUCGAGGACGCGGGUGUAGCGGUUCAGAUGGACUGAUUGAAUGGAAGGAAGGAUGGCUGAGUGUACACGACGUGAGCGUCCUCUGCGUAGACUGAUGUUCCGACCACUUAGAUCACCCAAAAAAUACCUAGAUAUAUAGAUCACACGUACGGAAGACAUAAUACCUUAAUACAUUC
This is a messenger RNA of Aaosphaeria arxii CBS 175.79, 1520 nucleotides long. Its product is annotated as 3-ketosteroid reductase-like protein. Gene Ontology annotation, biological process: ergosterol biosynthetic process. The transcript is spliced from 2 exons. Lineage: Eukaryota; Fungi; Ascomycota; Dothideomycetes; Pleosporales. Gene Ontology annotation, cellular component: endoplasmic reticulum membrane; mitochondrial outer membrane; lipid droplet. The record is from RefSeq and is a predicted model, not a curated record. Gene Ontology annotation, molecular function: 3-beta-hydroxysteroid 3-dehydrogenase (NADP+) activity. Bases 49 to 1380 code for a protein of 443 amino acids.